AAGACUGGAAGAAUGCAUCCCAGCAUGGGGUGGGGUGAGCAAGACCCAAACUAACCCUUUGGCUUUCCUUUGCAGAGACACUGGCACGAACGUCCAGGAACCAAACACUCAUCAUCAGAGCUCAGAAGGUCCUCAAUUCCACCAGAGGUCCGGUUACUGAAUUAUUCGUCAAUGACUGCUACUCUCUUGCCAGGGUCUUUGGCGCCUUUCUCCCUGCGGAGCAGCUCUUGGAGGCCAUGUGCUUCCUGGCCAGCAACCUGGUUCUUGAGAGCAGCUUCAACCCCUUGGACAUCUCCCACCUGCUGCAAGAGUUCAUCAAGCAGUUUAGUGGCAAAGCAGUAGAGGUGGAGGUGCUGCUGGAGGCCUUCUACAAAUUCACCCAGGGGCCUACAGUGGAGGGCAGAAACAUGGCCGUCUUCACUUUCUCCAUCUUGUCACACCACCACCUGGUGAAAGUGGUUGAAUACCUCCUCCAGUUUCCCUUCGGAGGCUGCCAGAGAAUAUGGAAGGAGGUUUUAGCAUCGGCCAACCCAGAACAACUGAUCCAUCUCAUGGCCGAGCAGCUUUACCAAAGCCCCUUGGCGGAAUCUGCCAACCAAGUGGUAAGGACCAACCACCUGCUUUCUGGCUUCCUUCUUCCCAGGGUGAUAUCGAGGGGUUUCCGUAUUCUGCACAAAAGCAGGGAAAGUGACUUGCACCUCUCUCUCUUCCAGGAACAUCUCACCAGCCUGUUGCACACCAUCUUCAGGAUGGAGGAAUACAAGGCAGCUGUGCGCCGGAACUUCCCACAGCUGCUGAUCGCUCUCCUGGGGAUGGUUGUCAACUUCCACUAUGACCAGGAAUUCCUCGGUUGAGUAGUGUGCUGCAAAGACGCCAAUGGAGUCCUUUUCCCUUCAAGCUCUGGGUGUUUCCAGUCCAGCUUGAUUUUCCAAGGGAGGCUCGCUUUCAGGCGGCUGCUAGGGAGCAAGGAUGGGGAAGGAAUUCGAGUGUGUGACAAUGACCCUCCUGGUAAAACUGGCCUAAUCCAAGGGAGGGCAGAAUUCUUCUUUGGAGCCCUGAACAAAAGUUCUUCUUCUUUCAAAAGGCUGGGGAUACAGUGCAACACUCUGUUGAAGGUCUGACUUGUAAAAUUGUGAAUGCAGUAGAUGCACGACAGAUACCGUACAUGCAGUAAAUCUGACUUGCAGAGUUAAUUGCUGCUUCAAGGUAGCAAUGGCCUCAAGCUUAAAUGUCCUUAAAAGAUCCAUCUUCUAAAGUAGACAAAUUCAUGGAAAAUUAUAUCUGUCAGUAGAAUAUAUACCUGUACCUUUCUCAUCUGUACAUAUUCUGACAGCUCUUUUAAAUCAAAAGGUUUCAAUAGGUCUUUAUCUGUCCUUAUGUUCUUGCCAUCAUAUUCAGAGGCAAUGCAUCUCUGAUUAGCAAAUAUUGGAACUAAGUGAUCCAGGAGGUUUAGAUCUCUCAUGAGCUUCCUUGUUCAGCACUGAUGUAGGCAGAAGGCUAGAUUUCAUGGCUGGUUGGUUGAAUCCAAAGGUAAUUCUUGUUAGAUUAUGCUAUUCUUCCGCUUAGCGUUCAUUCCUUUAAAAUGAGAGCUCCUUAGUGGAAGACUGUUCCCUCUAGCUCACAACCCCAGUGGUGCAACAAUGCCAUCGUGUGGCCAAUUUUAAUAAAAGCUGCUGGUGUGAAGAUGCUGAAAGGUCAUUUGUUUCUUCGCCUAGGGUCACCUCCAGACCAUCAGUAUUUUGCAGUAGAAAUUCAGUCAUGUACCAGGAAUGUAGGUGUGCACAGUUAAAGUGGAUUUAAAGCACUCUGGUGCUCUGAUGCAAUCAA
Podarcis raffonei (Aeolian wall lizard) is the source of this 1827-nucleotide messenger RNA. RefSeq lists its product as uncharacterized. The record is from RefSeq and is a predicted model, not a curated record. The coding region runs from base 237 to 854 and encodes 205 amino acids. Lineage: Eukaryota; Metazoa; Chordata; Lepidosauria; Squamata; Lacertidae. The transcript is spliced from 4 exons.